This is a messenger RNA of Prosopis cineraria, 960 nucleotides long. RefSeq names its product protein VASCULATURE COMPLEXITY AND CONNECTIVITY-like. The transcript has 3 exons. NCBI's taxonomy places the organism in Eukaryota, Viridiplantae, Streptophyta, Magnoliopsida, Fabales, Fabaceae. Bases 238 to 720 code for a protein of 160 amino acids. The record is from RefSeq and is a predicted model, not a curated record.
GUGUAGAAGUAAAAACUGGACAAAUUAAAGUUUGCGGUUUGCACUGUGGACAAGAGAAACUUUCACCCACUUUUCUCACCACCUCCUCCAUCCGAUCUCAUUCUGUAAACCUUUCCUGUAUUCACGGACGGGCGGGCACCUACAUAUAUGCCCGCUUCUUCUUUUUUCCCACGCUCUAUAUCUCUUUAUUGAAACUUCACGGCAGCAAGCAAACCAGAAAACGAACUAUUCGCAAAAAUGGCAAGAGGGGCAGGCGUUUUUAUGUGUUUCUUGAUCCUAGUCAUGGAUGGAGCAGCUGGGUAUCUUGGCAUCAGGGCUGAAAUUGAACAAAACAAGGUUAAGCACUUGAGAUUGUGGAUAUUCGAGUGUAGAGAGCCAAGCCAUGAAGCUUUCCUUUUGGGGUUAGGCGCAGCAGCACUUUUGGCUAUAGCCCAUGUUAUGGCCAAUUUGCUUGGUGGCUGCAAUUGCGUUUGUUCUCAACAAGAAUUUGCGAAGGCUCCUCCCAACAGGCAACUCUCGGUGGCUUGCCUCAUUCUGACUUGGAUUGUAAUGGGUGCUGGAAUGUUCAUGCUGGUGAUAGGGGCAUUGUCAAACAACAAGUCAAGGGAUUCGUGUGGCAUCUCACACCAUCAUUUUCUGUCCAUUGGAGGGGUUGUGUGCUUUGUUCAUGCCUUGUUCUCUGUAGCGUAUUACGUUUCUGCAAAUGCCUCUGUUGAUUAAUUAGUGACUGACUAGGAUGCAUCUGGACUCCACUGCUAUCUGCUUUUGGGUUUUGGCUUUUUCCCGACUCUUAGAUGUUUAUGUUACUUUAUGGACAGUGCGCUUCUAUGCUACUUUCACCGAAAGAAAAGAAACAUGCGACCGUUCUUGAGACGACCAAACUCUCUUUCCGAUGUAAAUGUAUGACUAUUACAGACGUUGGUCAUUUUCCCCCGCAAAUUUCUUUUCUUUGCAGUUAUA